Messenger RNA from Closterium sp. NIES-65, 1427 nucleotides. The record is from the annotation of a GenBank genome assembly. Lineage: Eukaryota; Viridiplantae; Streptophyta; Zygnematophyceae; Desmidiales; Closteriaceae.
UCCCCGCCAAGUCAGCGACGAAUGGCUACCUUUUGGUGACGGCGAAUGGGGGUCUGAACCAAAUGCGAGCUGCGAUCUGCGACAUGGUGGCAGUGGCUCGCAUCAUGAACGCCACACUUGUGGUGCCGGAGCUGGACCACACCUCCUUCUGGUCCGACCCCAGCGAGUUCGAGGACAUAUUCGACCUGGAGCACUUUGUUGAGACGCUCAAGGACGACAUCCGCGUGGUCAGGGAGCUGCCCCGCAGAGUGGCCCACCGCCGCGUGCUCGAAAAGUUCCCCAUCUCCUGGUCGCCGUUCUCCUACUACCGAGAGGACCUGCUUCUGCGUCUGAAGAAGCACCGGGUGAUGCGCUUCCCCCUGACGGACUCGCGGCUGGCCAACAACGGCAUGCCCGAGUCCAUCCAGCGGCUGCGCUGCCGAGCCAACUACCGCGCCCUGCGCUACACCAACACCAUCUCGGGCGUUGCCGGCAACCUGAUCGCCCGCUUGAGGAAGCUCGGCCCCUACAUCGCGCUGCACUUGAGGUACGAGAAGGACAUGUUGGCAUUCACAGGGUGCGACCACGGGUUGAGCCGGUGGGAGAGUGGGGAGCUGAGGGAGAUGCGGCUGAACAACUCACGGUGGAAGGAGAAGGACAUCGACGGGGAGGCAAGGCGCAAGGAGGGCGCGUGCCCCCUCACGCCCAAGGAGACCGCACUGUUUCUGCACGCCAUGGGGUUUCCUAAGAAGACGUUGAUAUACAUUGCUGCUGGGGACAUCUACGGCUCUAAAGGCCUCACGGAGCUGAAGCGGUACUACCCCAACACGUUCACGCACUCCACUCUCGCCACUCCGUUCCCUUCCCUGCGUUUUCUUGCCAUUCUUUUCAAUCCCUCCAGCGCCUUCUCUAUCUUCUUGUCCUUCUCCUCAACCCCUCGCCAGGAGCUGAAGCGGUACUACCCCAACACGUUCACGCACUCCACUCUCGCCACCCCAGAGGAGCUGGCAGCGCUGGGAGGGUAUCAGAACAGGCUGGCAGCAGUGGACUACACAGUGGCCGUGGAGAGUGACGUGUUUGCAUACACGUAUGAAGGCAACAUGGCGAGAGCUGUGCAGGGGCACCGGCGGUUCGAAGGGCACAGGAAGACGAUCAUUCCUGACAGGGAGGCGGUGGUGAGGUUGCUAGAUCAGUUCAAGGCGGGCGAGAUGAGCUGGAACGCGGUGCGCAAGGAAAUCCGGAAGCACCACAAAGGGCGCGUGGGGGGGCCUCACCAGCGGGAGGCUGGGGAGAAUCCGAAGCUGGAGGAGAACUUCUAUGCGAACCCCAUGCCGGGGUGCAUGUGCGAGGUGGAGAGGCAACCAGGGAAGGCGGUGAAGGCAUGUCGAAUGGAGGGCGGGCAGAGGAAGUGCAGGGAGGUGCCCCAGGAGGAGGAGGCGUACAUCUAA